AUGCAGCUUCCCUUUAUGAUGGGUCGUUACAAAUGGUUUGUUAAGGUGCUGUCAGUGGGUGCAGAGUGCAAGGGUGAGGACCCAAACGCAGGACACAAGGAGACAACUUCAGCAAAACAACACAACACCACUGUUGAUUAUCAUUCUUUGGCGAAUGGUGGUAAAAAAGUUGAAAACAACAUUACUAAGAAGCCACACUUCUACAAUGAAGAACACAAGGUGUUUAAUGAUCCCAUCCAUGGUCACAUGGCAUUACACCCAGUUCUUGUCAAAAUUAUAGACACUCCUGAGUUCCAGAGACUACGAAACAUCAGGCAACUUGGGGGGAUUUAUAAUGUUUAUCCAGGAGCAUCUCACAACCGCUUUGAACACUCAAUUGGAGUGGCACAUUUAGCAGGUGAGCUUGCAAAAGCUCUGAAGAUGAAGCAGGAGAAGCAGAUCGAGCAGUUGGAGGAGUUGAAGAAGUUGAACCUGUUGAUAAAAUUGACGCCUGAGGAGAUGAAGAAGUUGAUAAAGUUGAUGCCUGAGGAGAUGGAGAAGUUGCACAACUUAAAGACUGAGGAUUCUGAGGAGUUGAAUUUGAAGCCUCAGGAGUUGAAGAAGUUCAACGAGUUCAAGGAGUUGAAGUAUGAGGAUUUGGAGAUGUUCGAGAAGUUGAAGAGGUUGGAGAAAUUUGACGUUAAUGAGUUGGAGGAGUUGGAAACUUAUAAUACUGAGAAGUUAAUCGAGUUUGAGAAGAAGACGUCUGAGGAGUUGGACGAGUUUAAAAAGCAUCAUCUUGAGUUGUUUAAGAAGUUGAACAAGUUUAAGAAGUUGAGGCCGGAGAAUGUGAAGAAAUUUAAGAAGUUGAUGAAAUUUAAGCCUAAUGAGUUGGAGAAGAUGAAGAAAUCGCUCAUCAGUGACCGAGAUGUCCUCUGUGUGGAGAUUGCCGGUCUUUGUCAUGACUUAGGACAUGGGCCCUAUUCUCAUUUUUAUGAUGGGAUGUUUAUGGAAGCAAUCAGAGAAAAAAAAGGCAAAGAAUUCGAUGGGAAAUGGGAGCAUGAGGAUGCCUCUAUUGAAAUGUUUAAUCACCUACUGGAGAACACAGACGGCCUGAAGGACAUGAUGAGGGAGUAUGGAAUGAAAAUAGAAGGCGACGAUAAAACUGACCUGGAGUUCAUUGAGGAACUGAUCAGAGGACCUCCGAAGUGGUCGUACAAAGGUCGAAAGGAGGAAAAAUCCUUUCUCUAUGAAAUUGUGUCAAACAAGGAAACUGGGAUUGAUGUUGACAAGUUUGACUACGUUGCCAGGGACUGCCAACAGCUGGGGAUUCCGAACAGCUUUGACCAUCAGCGCUUCAUCAUGCUUGCCAGGGUGUGUGAUGUGGAGGAGGAUGGACGGAAACACGUUUGCUCUAGAGACAAAGAAAUAGAAAAUCUUUAUGACAUAUUCCACACAAGGCUCUCUAUCCACAGAAGAGCCUGCAAGCACAAGAUAAAAAUGGCUGUAGAAAUGAUGAUCAGAGAUGCCUUCUUACUAGUAGAUGACCACCCAGACUUCAAAAUUAAAAGUUCAAAAGGGGAGUGGCUUUCUCUCUCUGAAGCUAAAGGUGACAUGGAAGCAUACAUAAAGCUGACAGAUCAUGUGAUUGAAAAAAUGUGCCACCCCAAGGAGGAAAAGAAGGAAUCUUCCUCCAUGGAAGGAGGGGAGGAAGAAAAAAACUUGAAGAAGGCAACAAAGAUUCUACAGAGGGUCAUGAAACGGGACCUGUACCGCUGUGUGGGUCAAGCCAGGAAAAAAGAAGGAACAGAAAACUGGAAGGAAUUCAAGGAAAAUUUGAGAGAAGAACUGUGUAAACAGUUUCCUUAUAGGGAGGGAAAAGAUUUUGACGUUAUUCACAUCCCUUUUGACUAUGGGAUGAAAAAUAUGGACCCUCUAGAAAAAGCAUAUUUCUAUCGCAAGAAUAACCCAGAUAAAGGAGAACUAAUCCCCAAAUCAAAGGUGUCCAAGCUUCUCCUAGAUUGUUUUUCUGAUGACAUGUUUCGGGUUUACUGGAAGAACAAUGAAACCCUACAAGGGGAAGAGAGAGAAGAGAAAGAAAAAAAAGUCAAAGAAUUCUUCAAAAGGUGGUGCAAGGACAAUAACCUUGAGAAACGACAAGUGAAAACCAACAAGCCAUUAGCGAAGAGGAAGGUCAAUCGCGGGGACGGAUCAAAGCCUUGUGACCGUCCGUCCCUCGAUGGAUCGACCAUUCCUCAACGCAAGGAUAUUAACUCGCAUCGGGACAUGGAAUGUCAGCUCACUCUACCGAACGGGAUACCUCGCACAAGUGCUAAAGGUCUUCGAUGA
Messenger RNA from Pundamilia nyererei, 2328 nucleotides. Its product is annotated as deoxynucleoside triphosphate triphosphohydrolase SAMHD1-like. The transcript is spliced from 18 exons. The coding region runs from base 1 to 2328 and encodes 775 amino acids. Gene Ontology annotation, biological process: defense response to virus; regulation of innate immune response; dGTP catabolic process. Gene Ontology annotation, cellular component: nucleus. The record is from RefSeq and is a predicted model, not a curated record. Gene Ontology annotation, molecular function: dGTPase activity. Lineage: Eukaryota; Metazoa; Chordata; Actinopteri; Cichliformes; Cichlidae.